This is a messenger RNA of Aspergillus chevalieri, 1896 nucleotides long. RefSeq lists its product as uncharacterized. The coding region runs from base 1 to 1896 and encodes 631 amino acids. NCBI's taxonomy places the organism in Eukaryota, Fungi, Ascomycota, Eurotiomycetes, Eurotiales, Aspergillaceae. The record is from RefSeq and is a predicted model, not a curated record. The transcript is spliced from 3 exons.
AUGGUGAACCGACCGGUAUUGCCAAAGAAAGGAGGAGCCUGGGCAAGAGUUGUCAUCUUCAUUUCCCUCUAUGUCUUGCUUCUGGAAUCGCUCAUCGAAUGGGUCUUAAUCCUCUAUCUCUAUGGCAUCAAACGGGUCGAUUCCAAGAUGAUGCCUAGUCUGAUCCUAUCCCUAAUAGCGUCGUUUCUUACGGUUCCGCUUCUGUCUAUUCAUAGUUUGCUGGCGUGGCAAUUUAACAAGGCCGGGCGAGGGCCGCAAAAGAAUGCGCUAAGCAAUAUCUCUGCAUAUGCUCUUCGACUGAAUGUCGCUAUCUGGCUGUCAGCCAGUGUGGCUGGCCUGGUCGUUGUUUCGCAACAAGCUUCGUGUCUUCCGGAUGAUUCGAAUGCCAGUUAUUGGAGGGUUGGUGUCAGCUGUGCACUCCACAGAGCAACCGUUAUAGUGGAAGUCUUGUCCUUCAUCACCAUUUGCAUAUACUUUUGCUCGAGAGAGCUUUGUGACCGUCCAUACGAUGUCUCGUUACUUGGUGUCUACAAUCAACAAAACAGAACCCGCGAUGGAAGUAUCACAUCCAACACCAGCUGGGACAGCGAGAACACCUUGAAGAACGACAUUUUAUAUUAUUGUCGCCGUCCAGAACCGACAUACGGUGGACCAGGUCUGCAUUGGCCGUCAAAUGACGAUACCAUGUUUGAAAAACCCGAGGACGUUACUGCUAUUCAGCCAGCACCAUUCCGGGCAAAGCCUCAGCUAAAGCUUAGUACGACUCUUGUCCCUGAGUCUGCUGAGUUCAGAUCGGGAUCCGUUUCUCCCAUGGCUGCCGCGUCUGAGACGGACCCUGUCUCUCGCACUUCUACUGUCCUGACUUCAGGAACCAACGAGCCUCCUUCAAUUGCAGAACUACCAGCUCCAGAGGUCCCACAGAUUCCUACAAAAUUCAGCCACAAACGACAGAAAUCAUCCAUGUCACUCAGAAAGUUCCUCCCCAGAUCUCUUCCGAUAUCUCUCCCCCUGUCAGAUGAUCCCCAAAUCCGAGCACUUUCAAACCCAAACAUAUACUUCGACCUAGAAAAAGAAGCAGAAAAAGCAUUCCUCUCCGACUCGUCCGAAUCAUUCCAAAGACCAAACUCCCCGCUGAAGGCAGACAUCCCCAAGCACCAAAGCUGCCCGAUCAUCCAGCUAGACCCCCCACAGCAAGACCAACGGACAAUGACAAUGUCCUCCGCCGACGCUCCCGAAGUCGUCGACCCAGAGCCGCAAAAGAUCCAACGAUCCAAUACCGCCACCGCCGCCGCACACCUAAGCCAGCCCCUUCCGCGCUCCAUGAACCACCCGCACCACCCCAGCCAGCUUCGUUCCGUGCCGUCGACGUCAGUCAUGCAGUCGUUAACCCGUGGCCCGAGCACAGCCAGCGUCCACUCCGGAGCAAGACUCAUUACCAUCUCUCCCUCGCCAGAGCCAAAACAACAGCAACCCGAUAUCCGACGCCUUCCCUCCCGCCGGUACAGCAACAGCACGACCAACAGCAGCAAUACCAACAGAAGAUCCAGCCAAUUGUACCAAUUUGACCAGUCGCAAGCCCCCCGACACUUCCAUAGACCGCAUCCACACUUUAACUACCCGCUCCGUCAUAACAUCGGCACCGUGCCGCGCAGGAACGAUGUCGAAAUUAUUUAUCCCAGUACUCGACGAUCCCGAAGUAGUACGUACGGCGGGAUUAGCUCGAUUGUGCCGUUGGAUAGUAUUAUGGAGUCGCGGGCGUCGUUUGACGAGGUACCGGGGUGUGUUGGUGCGGAUGAUAAUGGCGCUAGUGCUGGUGUUGGUGUUGGUGCUCACAUCAUCGAUGAGAAUACCUAUCGCGGGACGAAUUGGACGAGUAUGCCUGGUUCUGGAUGUUGA